Molecule: messenger RNA, 2271 nt
Organism: Mesorhabditis spiculigera
Lineage: Eukaryota; Metazoa; Nematoda; Chromadorea; Rhabditida; Rhabditidae
Source: the annotation of a GenBank genome assembly
AUGGGUGGUUUUCACGCGCUGGCUGUAUCUUUUGCGGUGUUGCACCUUGUAGAAGGCGGAAGAGACAUCAGCACAGCAGCCAUCGGACCAUGCCGUCUUUUGAUCAACGGCAUGAAGUGCACGCCGAAAGGCUAUUUUGAGACGGUUCAGUGUGAUAGCAAGGCCUGUUUCUGCGUGCAGCCCAAUAACGGGGAAAUUGCGAUCGAGACACGGACGGAGAGCCCGCGAGUAUGGCCCAGCUGCUCAGAAUGUUACAAUCGUCUGGCAGAGCUCUACAAAGAUGGACAACCACCAGUGGACUCGUUUCUGCCGUUGUGUGACAAUAAGAAAGGAUUAUUCCAACGGACACAAUGCACAGCCGAUCGCACCGUAUGCUUUUGCGUGGAUCCUGAUACCGGAAAAGAGGUCCCAGGCUCCAAAAAGAAGGUAUCGGAAGGCAUGGCAAAGUGUGACGACUCCAACUACGGAAACGGCAACCUACUUCCGGCCGUAUCUAGGGGAAUUGAUCUAAUCCCCAUCGCAAAUGCUGCGUGCAAACUGCCGAUGGACCGGGGCAGCCGUUGCUCCGGCCGAUAUCCGGUUGUCGAGUGGCAUUUUGACCCGGAAACGUUCACCUGUCUGGCCUUUGAGUAUCUCGGCUGCCAGGGCAAUGAGAACCGUUUUGGGUCGUCGACCGAGUGCCGUUCCGCCUGCCUAUUCGCUGACACUAUGGGCUGCGCCGGCAUGAAUCCGGCAGCCAGGGGUCCACUCGGAAAACCGCUCGUCUGCGGAAAGCCGUUCGUUCCGCAUCUGCCGGAAUUGCUCUCUCGUGUCCUGCCGCCUCUUCCGGAAGCCAUUCCAUAUCUCUACGAUCGAUCGAUGCAGCCACGGUGCCACCGGUAUGGCCGCGAGCCGGCGAAAAGCGACGCUGUCCAAGUGCUUUUAGGCAAAAACUGCUCGUCAAAUUUCUGCCCAUCGUGGGCACAAUCCGGAGUCCAGAUCGGCAACGCCGCCUGGGAGCUCUACUGCCUCGAGCAUGGUAUCCAGCCGGACGGCAAGCGAAUGUCCGAGGAGAAGCGGGAGGACUCGUUCACCACCUUCUUCAGCGAGACCGGAAAUGGCCGCUACGUCCCGCGGGCUUUGAUGGUCGACCUGGAGCCGACGGUGGUUGACGAGAUCCGAAACGGACACUACAAGCAACUCUUCCACCCGGAGCAGAUGAUCACCGGCAAUGAAGAUGCUGCCAACAACUACGCUCGCGGACACUACACCGUUGGAAAAGAAGUGGUCGACUCCGUUGUGGAUCGUGUCCGUCGUCUCGCUGAGAACUGCCGCGGAUUCCAAGGCUUCCUAUUCUUCCACUCGUUUGGCGGCGGAACCGGCUCGGGAUUCACCUCGCUGCUGAUGGAGCGCCUUUCAACCGAAUACGGCAAGAAGAGCAAGCUCGAGUUUUCGGUCUACCCGGCUCCGCAAGUCUCGACUUCCGUCGUUGAGCCGUACAACAGCAUACUCACUACACACUCGACGCUCGAGCACUCUGAUUGCGCCUUCAUGGUCGACAAUGAGGCCAUCUACGACAUUUGCCGACGCAGCCUGGACGUGGAGCGGCCCAGUUACACCAACUUGAACAGGAUCAUCGCACAGGUCGUCUCCUCAAUCACGGCCUCGCUGCGCUUUGACGGAGCCCUCAACGUCGACCUGAACGAAUUCCAGACGAAUCUGGUGCCAUAUCCACGCAUCCAUUUCCCGUUGGCCAGCUACUCGCCACUGAUCUCUGCAGAGAAGGCCUAUCACGAGGCCAGCUCUGUCAACGACAUCACUUCCGCCUGCUUCGAGACCGGAAAUCAGAUGGUGAAGUGCGACCCCCGCAACGGCAAAUACAUGGCUGUCUGCCUGCUCUACCGUGGCGAUGUCGUGCCAAAAGACGUCAAUGCAGCCAUCACGGCGAUCAAGGCCAAGCGGUCGGUCCAAUUCGUCGACUGGUGCCCAACUGGUUUCAAGGUUGGCAUCAACUACCAGCCUCCAACGGUCGUGCCGGGCGGCGACAUGGCCAAGGCUCACCGCGCCGUCUGCAUGCUUUCCAACACCACAGCUAUCGCCGAAGCAUGGUGCCGUCUCGACCAGAAGUUCGACCUCAUGUAUGCCAAGCGCGCCUUCGUCCAUUGGUACGUCGGCGAAGGAAUGGAAGAGGGCGAGUUCACCGAGGCCCGCGAAGACAUGGCCGCUCUGGAGAAGGACUACGAGGAGGUCGGCCUCGACGGCGCUGAUGGAGAUGAUGGAGCGGCCGAAUAU